AUGCGAUGGCCCUGGUCAGGCAACGAUGAUGACGACGAAAAGAAGAACGGCCUUCCUUCAUGGACCGCACCAACAACGUCGACCAGUUUUGCAGGGUCAUGGACUGAACCGCGGACCCUGAUUCCGUCUCUCGCGCUAACAGCAUCAAUGGUUGCUGCGCUCCGUUUCUACAAGGCCUACCUACGAAGAAUACCAACAGUGAACCACAUCAAACCAGAUUACUUCCGUCGCAGAAGUCUAUUUGGCCAAGUCACGAGCGUAGGGGACGCAGAUAAUUUCAGAUUUUACCACACGCCUGGCGGGAGAAUAGCAGGAUGGGAAUGGCUACCUUGGAAGAGGGUGCCGACUACGAAAGAGGCUUUGGCUCAGCAGACACUUCAUAUACGCAUCGCUGGAGUGGACGCGCCUGAACUUGCGCACUGGGGCCGAGAGGCUCAGCCUUUUGCAAAGGAAGCCCAAGACUGGCUCAUUGGCCUUAUCCACCAUCGCCGAGUACGCGCAUACAUAUAUAGACGUGAUCAGUACGACCGUGUGGUAGCCCAAGUUUAUGUGCGCCGAUGGUUCUUUAAGAAAGACGUGGGGUUGGAGAUGUUAAAGGCGGGAUUGGCGACGGUAUAUGAAGCCAAGUCAGGUGCAGAGUUUGGAACUGCUGAAGACCAGUACCGCGCAGCAGAGAAGAAGGCUCGAGAGGAUCAGAUUGGAAUGUGGGCCAAGCCGAGUCUGAGGCAGCGAUUGGGCGGUGUACAGAAGAAAGCAUUAGAGAGCCCGCGGGAGUACAAGGCGCGACAUGCGGCAGCAGACAAAGCAAAAAAAGCAGGGUGA
Bipolaris zeicola 26-R-13 is the source of this 822-nucleotide messenger RNA. RefSeq lists its product as uncharacterized. The transcript has 2 exons. Gene Ontology annotation, cellular component: mitochondrion; cytoplasm. NCBI's taxonomy places the organism in Eukaryota, Fungi, Ascomycota, Dothideomycetes, Pleosporales, Pleosporaceae. The record is from RefSeq and is a predicted model, not a curated record. The coding region runs from base 1 to 822 and encodes 273 amino acids.